Messenger RNA from Trematosphaeria pertusa, 3586 nucleotides. RefSeq lists its product as uncharacterized. Bases 101 to 3373 code for a protein of 1090 amino acids. The transcript has 3 exons. The record is from RefSeq and is a predicted model, not a curated record. NCBI's taxonomy places the organism in Eukaryota, Fungi, Ascomycota, Dothideomycetes, Pleosporales, Trematosphaeriaceae.
UCCCUGAACUAGCUAUUGCGCUGGGUCAGCAUUAGUGGCCCUGUUACUCCCAUUCCUUGCCCCCCGAACCCUCGUGCUGAAGGUGUUCAGCCUUGCCGCGAUGGAGGCACUCGUGGGCCUUGCAGCGUUCGGAGUUGCCUGCAAUGUCAUGCAGACGAUUCAUUUCGGCCUCGAAGCCGCCUCUGUUUGCAAGAGAUUGUGGGAGGGAAAGUCACCGGCUCCAGAGGUUGACGACCACAGAGUGGCAUUGGAGAAGGCUGCACAGGAGCUCCAGCAGUCGCUACCCUCCCUCCCGGCGAACGCGGGCGACCCCGGUGAUCAUGAGCUACGAUCGGUGGUCGUAAAACUGUUGAAUGUUGCGGACGACUUGAAGAAAGAGCUGGAAAAAUGCAAGAAAAGCGCUACCGUCUCUGGGUGGCGCAAGGUUAAGACUGCUUUCACAUACAUUGUUCGGAGGAAGAAAGAGGUGGAGAAGCUCUCUCGAUCCCUGAAAGAUUUCCAGGAGAUUAUGGAGCUUAAUAUACUCGUCGGCCUGAAGGCGAGAUUGGAGCACAACCAUGUCACAGUCCAUCGGAACCUGGAUGCCCUCGACCGGAAAACGCAAGCUUUUCUCCAACAGCUCGAAGCAGGAAACACUCAGAUGAGUGUGCUGAUAGGCCUUGAAUCGGGACAGGUCCGAACGCUGGUGACACAAGAAGGCGAAAAAGUCAGAUCCAGUCUCCAUGGGCAUACUAAAGCCAUUGGAGAUGUGGUAGUAAACGAGUCGGUCAGGACGAGACAUCACGUGGAUUCGACGUUCGAUGAUCAUCGGUCUAUGCAAGCUCGUGAAGCUCAGCUAGAAGCUUUUCUACGCAGCCUUGAGUACCCCGAGAUGAACGCGCGUCGGAACGCUCCUGCUAUCAACAAUACCCACAAAGGCACAUAUCACUGGAUAUUCGACGACGAGAUUGGGUGCAAUGAGGGGCGUCAGCGUAAAUGGAGUAGCUUCAGUGAUUGGCUUCAGUCGGGCGACCCCGUGUACUGGAUUUCAGGCAAACCUGGCUCAGGCAAGAGCAGCCUGAUCCGGAUUCUUAUUACCGACGAGCGGGCAUCGGCUUUCUUGGAUCAGUGGAGACUAGAUGCCAAGAUUCUCACUGCUUUCAUCUGGAAUGCAGGUUCAGCCUUGCAAAGAAGCCAAGUUGGCUUACUGGCGACCUUGCUUCAUCAGUUGUUGUCCGUUAGCCACCAAGCGACGUGGCAGUUACUGGAGGUUAGGCCAGCAACUCACAGCAAACGUUAUAUUUCGGACUGGUCAAGAGGAGAAUUGCUCCACGCUCUCAAACUGGCGUUACAGUUCGAAAACAGUCCCGUAUGCUUCUUCAUUGAUGGCUUGGAUGAGAUAGAUCCGGCCGAGUAUGAUGGAAAGCACGGCCUUCUGGAUCUGAUUGACAGCUUCCCAUCUAUUCCAAACGUCAAAAUCUGCCUCGGAAGCCGGGAAGAAUCCGUCUUCCUUCUCAGACUAAAGGAAUAUCCACGACUACGACUGCAGGAUUUGACACAGUCGGAUAUGUCCAAAUACGUGCACCAGACUCUUAGUGCAAGCACCGUCGCGACGCACGAAGAAUUGUCCAGAUUGGCUGAUCUCAUUAUCGAAAAAGCUGCUGGCGUGUUUCUCUGGGUUCACCUUGUCACCCAGAGCAUUCGGAAUGGUUUGAUCCAAUUUGACGACUGGGACAAGCUAUUUCGCCGCGUUAAUCUUCUGCCAUCGGCACUCUCCGCCCUAUAUAAGGAGAUGUGGAAUCGCCUCAAUGAAGAGGAUCAACAGAUAUAUCGCAACGAAGCCGCAGUCUACUUCAAGCUGGCUUUGAAAUUCCGUGGACAAUUAUUGUUCUCGAUGCUCUUGAGAUCGAAACCUGCCGUGCUACGUGCGUUUCUAUCUGGCGGCAGGGAGAUUACGGAGCAGUAUGUGGUCAAUGAAUUGAUGAAUUUCCAUCAUCAGCUCAUUGCUAGGUGUGGUGGGUUCCUUGAGGUGUCCUCCUCGUCGAAAAGGCAGCUUAAGAAAGGAAGCAUAUAUGAAUGGAUCAACAGGAGGGUCUCUUUUGUUCACCGAAGCGCGAGCGACUUUUUCAAGGACACAACGCAUGGACAAAGGAUUCUCAGUUACGACCCACGAACAGCGGCGGAGCGGGGCUAUUCUGAGGUGCCGUCCUUGCUAUUGCCAUUUGAGUUCUUCUGCAGUGAUACCAAUGGGGCAGCUCUAGGAGAUCUCUUACAUAGGCUCCGAUAUGUGCUAGUCGUCGACAAGUAUAUCACACAGGAUCCGGACCUAGAACUGCCAUUCCUGGAUCUGAUGGCUUCACACCUGGAUCGGAAUCCCACUUCUCUGAGUAUGGGUCUCUCAUUCGUCGAGUACGCUGCUGCAAUGGGAUCGAUCCAGUAUCUGCAAAGAUUCGUCCAGUCUUUGGCAUCGUACACCAAUCCACGCACUCAAAGAUGGAAAAAUCAACUUCUCCGAUGCGCUAUAGGCCCAUUAUGGCGCUCUAACUAUGAUGUCGACUUGUUCUAUUUGCCAGAAAAGGUCCCUUUGAUGUCUUGGCUACUCCGUCUGGGCGCAGACCCAAACGAUCUACCUGCACCCAUUCAACCUUCAGCGAUUCAGCCAGCUAUAUAUCAGUCACCUUUCAUUACGUUCCUAGAAGCUCUAGUUGAUGGAGGCGACCAUACCGCCGACAUGGCCAGCAUGCUCAGUUUAACCUGCCAGUUUCUCGAGCAUGGAGCAGACCUCAACGCUCGAUUUAUACAUCAUUCCCUCGGGAGCACGCUGAGAAUGCCGCAUCGGACCGAACGCUGGUAUUUCGCCUUUAUGGAAAUGAGCGCAAGUCACCUGUGCUACGAUGCUCAGGCACAACUCCUACUCCUGGAGGCGGUAGACGAAUGGAACGGGACGACGGAGCAAAAACAACGUCUCAGGAAUCUCUUCGACGUAGGAAGUAGUCGCCCUGCAAAGGUCCUUCUUUUCGGGAGGGUUGAAUGCUUUGGGGAGGGAUACGAUCACCACUACUUCUUCCUUCCUCCGAGUAAGGAAAUACCAUCACCCUAUUCUAAAGAAUGGCAAGCAUCCGACAUGACAGAGUGCGAUGACUACUUCUCUAAUCACCCAGAUCUUCUCAUGGAUCUCAAGACUGCUGUUCAAUGGCUGGUCGAUCGGAAUCACUUACCGGAAUUUGCUGCACUCACUAAAGACCCUGAGACGUUCUUGGGACUGGAUAUCUGGCACCAUGGCUUGGGUUCAUUUUACAACCUGGAAGUCCAGUAUGACUUUUCGCGUAUCGACUGGUCGUACAAACCAGAAUACGAUGCGUUUAUGGCUGCAGUAGAGAAGAAGUUUUCUUAAACAGGGGAGUCUUCUUCAGAGUGAAGUAGUCUGCGGGAAGCCGCUCCUAGAGGUCGUCAACGUGUCCAAGUGGUUCGGUAUCAUGACUAGAAGGUACUAUCGCUGGCCUGGCACUUUCACUGUCUAGCACUAUCGAUCGUUUAGAACUCAACUGUAUCGCUAUCUGGUGGAAAACCCUCCUCGUGGGAAUGUGCGCUGCAUGGCCGCUACAUA